Enhydra lutris kenyoni (northern sea otter) is the source of this 1300-nucleotide messenger RNA. RefSeq names its product PSMC3 interacting protein (gene PSMC3IP). Gene Ontology annotation, biological process: meiotic strand invasion involved in reciprocal meiotic recombination; meiotic joint molecule formation; homologous chromosome pairing at meiosis. The record is from RefSeq and is a predicted model, not a curated record. The transcript is spliced from 8 exons. The coding region runs from base 18 to 671 and encodes 217 amino acids. Gene Ontology annotation, cellular component: DNA recombinase auxiliary factor complex; condensed nuclear chromosome. NCBI's taxonomy places the organism in Eukaryota, Metazoa, Chordata, Mammalia, Carnivora, Mustelidae. Gene Ontology annotation, molecular function: double-stranded DNA binding; recombinase activator activity.
UGGAGGCGGGAAAGGCCAUGAGUAAAGGCCGGGCGGAGGCCGCGGCGGGAGCCCCUGGGAUCCUCCUGAGGUACCUGCAGGAGCAGAACAGACCCUACAGCGCCCAGGACGUGUUCGGGAACCUGCAGCGGGAACACGGACUGGGCAAGACGGCGGUGGUGAAGGCGCUGGAGCAGCUGGCCCAGCAAGGCAAAAUCAAAGAGAAGAUGUACGGCAAGCAGAAGAUCUAUUUUGCGGACCAGGACCAGUUUGCCAUGGUGAGUGACGCUGACCUCCAAGGCCUGGAUGCCAAAAUCGUGGCCCUCACUGCUAAGGUGCAGAGCUUACAGCAGAGCUGCCGCCACAUGGAGGCUGAGCUGAAGGAGUUAACUAGUGCCCUGACCACACCGGAGAUGCAGAAAGAGAUCCAGGAGUUGAAGAAGGAGUGUGCUGGCUACAGAGAGAGACUGAAGAAUAUUAAAGCAGCCACCAACCACGUGACUCCAGAAGAGAAAGAACAGGUGUACAGAGAGAGGCAGAAGUACUGCAAGGAGUGGAGGAAGCGGAAGAGGAUGGCAACAGAGCUGUCUGAUGCAAUUCUGGAAGGAUACCCCAAGAGCAAGAAGCAGUUCUUUGAGGAAGUCGGGAUAGAGACAGAUGAGGAUCACAACGUGAAGCUCCCAGACCCUUGAGGGGUCCCCCGGCAGGACCCGGGGGGGAUGGAAAGAGAGGUCCGGCACUGGUUGGCUCCUCCAGGUUGGCUUCUGUGUUUGUUCCUGCUGCUGUCUUUGGGCAGAGCAGCUGGGAGAGGGGCAGGAGCCAGAGUAUGGGGCGUGGGGAGUGAGCAAGCCCACAGCCCACGGUCAGGCUCAGGUUCGUUUUCCUGGCUACAUUCCAGUUGCUUGAACUGAACGCUCCAACUGGAAACAAUGCUAAAGGAAAGCAUUUGGUAGUAUUUAUUGUAAUAUAAUUUGAUAUAAAAAUACUUAAAUUUCCUCUGGAUAACCAAACCUCCCCGAUGUCAACCCUGCAGAAGGCUACAGAGUAGAGACAGGAAACUGUAUAUAGCAUUCAAGGAGCCCAAGGCCUUACCCAGGACUUCUUGGAGCUCUUUACCCCAGGAGGCCUUUAAAUACCUUCUCUACCCCUUCACCCUGACCCCAAGUCCUGGGAGAGAUGCAGGCAGCACGGGGACAGAGACCCAGAUACACUUGACAGGAAGGGUGGGAGUGGUUCUGAGGCCCAGUUUGUUUUCCAAAAUUGUAAGUUUAGCAAAAUUGCACUGUUGGUGUUUAUUUAGAAAAUUAAAAAAAAAAAAAAA